Messenger RNA from Castor canadensis (American beaver), 888 nucleotides. Its product is annotated as sulfotransferase 1E1-like. NCBI's taxonomy places the organism in Eukaryota, Metazoa, Chordata, Mammalia, Rodentia, Castoridae. The record is from RefSeq and is a predicted model, not a curated record. Gene Ontology annotation, molecular function: sulfotransferase activity.
AUGGAUUCUCCAGAGGCUGAGUAUUAUGAAAAAUUUGGUGAAAUCAGUGGAAUUCUAAUGUAUAAAGACUUUCUUGAAUAUUGGGAUGAUGUAGAAACAUUCCCAGCAAGGCCAGAUGACCUCGUCAUUGCCACCUAUCCUAAGUCUGGCACAACCUGGGUUAGUGAAAUUGUAUACAUGAUAUACACAGAAGGUGAUGUGGAAAAAUGCAAAAAAGAUGCAAUUUUUAAUAGAGUACCUUACCUGGAAUGCAGAAAAGAUGAGAUGCUGAAUGGAGUAAGACAAUUAAAAGAAAUGAACUCUCCUAGAAUAGUGAAGACUCAUCUACCACCUGAACUUCUUCCAGUCUCAUUUUGGGAAAAAAACUGUAAGAUGAUCUAUCUUUGCCGGAAUGCCAAAGAUGUGGCUGUUUCUUAUUAUUAUUUCUUUCUGAUGGUAACUGCAUAUCCAGACCCAGGAUCUUUUACAGAUUUUGUGGAGAAAUUCAUGGAAGGACAAGUUCCUUAUGGUUCCUGGUAUGAUCAUGUAAAAUCUUGGUGGGAAAAGAGAAAGAAUCCACAGUUGCUAUUUAUUUUCUAUGAAGACAUGAAAGAGGAUAUCAGAAAAGAGGUGAUAAAGUUGAUAAAUUUCCUGGAUAGAAAGCCAUCAGAGAAGCUUGUUGACAAGAUAAUAAAUCAUACAUCCUUCCAGGAGAUGAAGAACAAUCCAUCUACCAAUUACACACUCCUACCAGAAGAAGUCAUGAACCACAAAGUGUCACCCUUCAUGAGAAAGGGAAUUGCAGGAGACUGGAAGAAUCACUUCACAGUAUCCUUGAAUGAGAGAUUCGAUGUGCAUUAUGAACAGCAAAUGAAGGAGUCCACACUGAAGUUCCGAACAGUGAUCUAA